Messenger RNA from Sinocyclocheilus grahami, 977 nucleotides. Its product is annotated as serine/threonine-protein kinase RIO3-like. The record is from RefSeq and is a predicted model, not a curated record. The coding region runs from base 1 to 957 and encodes 318 amino acids. Gene Ontology annotation, molecular function: protein serine/threonine kinase activity; ATP binding. The transcript is spliced from 9 exons. NCBI's taxonomy places the organism in Eukaryota, Metazoa, Chordata, Actinopteri, Cypriniformes, Cyprinidae.
AUGAAAUCAGUUCUAAAUGAGUGUAUCAGUCAUUCAUGUCUGUGUGUUGUGUUAUUUUUCCAGAGCCCAUGGGGCGCUCCCGUCCUGGCAUCAGCGCCCUGCUCUCUGGCUGAUGUGAUGAGUGAGCAGCUGGCCCGAGAGCUGCAUGAGGAGGGCAUUCCUUUCCCAGAAAUCCCAGAUACCGAUCUGGACCUGACCUUUUGCAUCAUUUGUGUCUCGUGUAGCUUUGAAGAGAAGAUUGUUCCUGAAGAGUGUGUCCUCAAGGUAUUCAAGACCACCCUGAAUGAGUUUAAGAACCGGGACAAAUAUAUCAAAGACGACUACCGCUUCAAAGACCGCUUCAGCAAGCUGAAUCCUCGCAAAAUUAUCCGCUUGUGGGCUGAGAAGGAGAUGCACAACCUCACCAGGAUGAAGAAAGCAGGGAUCCCUUGUCCAGAGGUGGUGAUUCUGAAGAAGCAUAUCCUAGUGAUGUCAUUCAUUGGAAAGGACCACGUUCCUGCACCUAAACUAAAGGACGCUACUCUGAGUUCUGAGGAUAUGAAGAAAGCAUACUACCAAGUGCUAAAUAUGAUGCAGCAGCUAUAUCAAGACUGUAACCUGGUUCAUGCAGAUUUGAGUGAAUACAACAUGCUCUGGCAUGACCGACAGGUGUGGUUCAUUGAUGUGAGUCAGUCCAUAGAGCCCACUCACCCUCACGGGCUGGAGUUCUUGUUCAGAGACUGCAGGAAUGUGGCCACAUUUUUCCAGAAAGCUGGUGUGGCCGAAGCUCUCAAUGUAUUUGAGCUGUUCAACACCGUGUCUGGACUGCAGAUCAACAGCGAUAAUGAGGCUGAUUUCUUAGCACAGAUUGAAGCCCUGGAGAAAAGAAAUGAAGAUCAUGUGCAGAAAUCCGGCAAGAAAAUCUUCACGGACACCAAUGAUGGCAGCCCACCCCAAUUAAACACUGAUGAUGAUUAACACAAGCACAAUAGUCAUUU